CAAUCCAAGCAUUCUCUGUCGUCCACCCUUAACUCCAUCCAACAUCCAUUUUCCUCCACCCGCUUUUUACCUUCGCCUGAUCGAUUCAUGGCGCUCAACUUCCUCCGCCCGGGCGCCCCCGGCGAGCAGCCGGUCGGCGUCCUCUUCGACGCUGCCUCUGUCGGCGAUCUUCGUCGCGUCCUCAACGGCCUCGCCUCUCAGUCCUACCUGCAGCGCUGCCUCUGCGACGGCCCGUGCGUCGCCGAGGACGUGGAGCAGAGGUCCUACCAGCUUGCCAACUUCGUGGUCGUCACAGGCAUUCUCGGCGUGACCCUCCUGGUCGUGCACAUGGAGUUCUCGGCGACGUUGUGCAGCUCGGCUGUGUUGCAUCCCGUGCUUGGAUGGAUGGUCUGGAUCACCAAAGGUCUUGACCGGUAGCACCCUGCAGUAUGGCCUUAAUAUAUUCCAUUUUUGUCUUA
Molecule: messenger RNA, 458 nt
Organism: Phragmites australis (common reed)
Lineage: Eukaryota; Viridiplantae; Streptophyta; Magnoliopsida; Poales; Poaceae
Exons: 1
Coding region: 88-417 (109 amino acids)
Source: RefSeq, a predicted model, not a curated record